This is a messenger RNA of Struthio camelus australis, 5132 nucleotides long. RefSeq names its product neuroligin 1 (gene NLGN1). Gene Ontology annotation, biological process: synaptic vesicle endocytosis; presynaptic membrane assembly; modulation of chemical synaptic transmission. The record is from RefSeq and is a predicted model, not a curated record. Gene Ontology annotation, molecular function: signaling receptor activity; neurexin family protein binding. Gene Ontology annotation, cellular component: postsynaptic specialization membrane; synapse; cell surface. NCBI's taxonomy places the organism in Eukaryota, Metazoa, Chordata, Aves, Struthioniformes, Struthionidae.
UGAGGAUACGUUUGGCUUGCCAAGUUUGUAGUGGCACCUCUGAGAUUCCCCCACUCCCUGUUUUUUGGAUCUAUUACAGUGCCCGUUUGUACGUAGACAUACCGGGGUUUUUUUUGCCUCUUUUUCAAGAAAAUUGGAAUUCUUUGGGAAGCUAAUGGAUACUGAGGACGAUCCUAAAAAUCUCCUUUUGAAUCUGUAAUAGAGGUGUACGAAGAAAUUGCUUAAAUUCAGCCAUCAAUUUAGCUUCAUACUAAGCACCUCGAAGUAUUUAUGAUUGCAGAGCAGGUGCAAGCGAGGAUUAGUAAUAAGGAUGAUCCAGCUGAGAAACUCAUCCAGGAGCAUAAAAGAACCCUGAUGAGAAAAAGAUAAGCAACAUAUGAUAUAGACCUGCGGCUAACUGGAUUUGAUUUAUAAGAGGGGAUUCUGCACUAAAUGGCCGCUCUCUUCAUAUUGCUGCUAUGGAAAACAGAAUUGUCAGUAGGAUGUAGUCUGAUAAAUAGUGCUGAGUGAAGAUGCAGCUUCAAUAAGUGUGAAAUCAAUGGAAGAUACUUACCGCAUGAAAAGCCUUUUGAGAUUUUUCUGACAGGCUCAUAUUCGGGAAACUUGAUCUGUGUUUCCUUUGGUCGCCCUGCUUUUACGCCAGUGGAUACAAAUAAGAUUGCUUCACUGUAGUUGCACAGCUAAUGUGGGACCAUGGCCUUUCCAAGAUCCAUGUGGCUGAACUGUGUAUGGAGAGCGAUGAUAGUCCGCCUGUUACACAUGGGAUUGAAUGCCACUUUUGCUCUUUGUACACUUGGAUUUUUGCUUCACGCUGCAGCUGUGUCCUCCCAAAAACUGGAUGAUACCAACCCAGUGGUGACCACCAACUUUGGCAAGAUAAGAGGGAUUAAGAAGGAACUUAAUAAUGAAAUUUUGGGGCCUGUUAUUCAGUUUCUUGGGGUUCCAUAUGCUGCCCCUCCAACAGGGGAGCGCCGCUUCCAGCCUCCUGAGCCUCCAUCGCCCUGGGCAGAUAUCAAAAAUACCACUCAGUUUGCUCCAGUGUGUCCCCAGAACAUUAUAGAAGGCAGGCUGCCUGAAGUCAUGCUUCCCGUGUGGUUUACUAAUAACUUGGAUGUAGUUUCCACCUAUGUACAAGAUCAGAAUGAAGACUGCCUCUAUUUAAAUAUCUAUGUCCCAACCGAGGAUGUCAAAAGAAUAUCCAAGGAAUGUGCCAGAAAACCCGGCAAGAAAAUUUGUAGAAAAGGAGGUCCCCUUACAAAGAAACAGACAGAUGAUUUAGGUGAUAAUGACGGUGCUGAAGAUGAAGACAUUCGGGACAGUGGGGGACCUAAGCCUGUGAUGGUGUAUAUUCACGGAGGGUCCUACAUGGAAGGCACUGGAAAUUUGUAUGAUGGCAGUGUUCUAGCAAGUUAUGGGAAUGUGAUAGUCAUCACAGUCAACUAUCGCCUUGGGGUACUUGGGUUUUUGAGUACUGGGGACCAAGCAGCAAAAGGAAACUACGGCCUCCUUGAUCUAAUUCAAGCUUUGCGAUGGACUAGUGAGAAUAUUGGGUUCUUUGGUGGUGACCCAUUAAGAAUAACUGUUUUUGGAUCUGGUGCAGGAGGUUCAUGCGUCAAUCUGUUGACUUUAUCCCAUUAUUCUGAAGGUAACCGUUGGAGCAAUUCAACCAAAGGACUUUUUCAAAGAGCAAUAGCUCAAAGUGGAACAGCUCUCUCCAGCUGGGCAGUUAGUUUUCAACCUGCAAAAUACGCCAGGAUGUUGGCUACAAAAGUUGGUUGCAACAUGUCAGACACUGUAGAGUUGGUAGAAUGUCUACAGAAGAAGCCUUAUAGAGAACUUGUUGAUCAGGACAUUCAACCCGCAAGAUACCAUAUAGCCUUUGGACCUGUAAUUGAUGGUGAUGUGAUACCAGAUGAUCCUCAGAUAUUGAUGGAACAAGGAGAAUUUCUCAAUUACGACAUCAUGUUGGGAGUUAACCAAGGGGAAGGGUUAAAAUUUGUUGAAAAUAUUGUGGAUAGCGAAGAUGGCAUAUCAGCUAGUGAUUUUGACUUUGCAGUUUCUAAUUUUGUUGAUAACUUAUAUGGAUACCCUGAAGGAAAAGACAUAUUGAGGGAAACUAUUAAGUUUAUGUACACAGACUGGGCAGAUCGACACAAUCCUGAGACCAGAAGGAAAACAUUGCUGGCUUUGUUUACUGAUCACCAGUGGGUUGCACCAGCAGUGGCUACAGCAGAUCUUCACUCAAAUUUUGGGUCGCCUACGUAUUUCUAUGCCUUCUACCACCAUUGCCAGACAGAUCAGGUACCUGCAUGGGCAGAUGCAGCCCAUGGAGAUGAGGUUCCUUACGUGUUAGGAAUUCCCAUGAUUGGUCCUACUGAAUUAUUUCCUUGUAAUUUCUCCAAAAAUGAUGUCAUGCUAAGUGCAGUGGUGAUGACAUACUGGACAAACUUUGCAAAAACUGGUGACCCGAAUCAACCAGUGCCACAAGAUACGAAAUUCAUUCAUACAAAACCAAAUCGUUUCGAAGAAGUAGCAUGGACCAGAUAUUCUCAGAAAGACCAACUGUAUCUUCACAUUGGAUUAAAACCACGAGUGAAAGAACAUUAUAGGGCCAAUAAAGUGAACCUUUGGUUGGAACUGGUACCUCAUCUGCACAAUCUUAACGACAUUUCACAGUAUACCUCUACCACAACUAAAGUGCCAUCAACUGAUAAUACUUUCAGACCAACAAGGAAAAAUUCUGUUUCUGUUACGUCAGCCUUUCCUACAGCCAAACAAGAUGAUCCCAAACAACAGCCGAGCCCAUUUUCAGUGGAUCAAAGGGACUAUUCAACAGAAUUGAGUGUUACUAUUGCAGUUGGUGCAUCUUUGCUGUUCCUGAACAUUUUGGCCUUUGCAGCACUGUACUACAAAAAAGACAAGCGGAGACAUGAUGUUCAUAGGAGAUGUAGCCCGCAGCGUACUACUACCAAUGAUCUUACCCAUGCACAAGAAGAGGAGAUAAUGUCCCUCCAAAUGAAGCACACUGACUUGGAUCAUGAAUGUGAGUCCAUCCAUCCACAUGAGGUGGUUCUUAGGACCGCCUGUCCCCCAGACUACACGCUAGCUAUGAGAAGGUCUCCUGAUGAUAUUCCCUUAAUGACACCCAACACCAUCACAAUGAUUCCCAACACUAUACCGGGGAUUCAGCCCCUACACACAUUCAAUACAUUUACUGGAGGACAGAACAAUACUCUGCCCCAUCCUCAUCCCCACCCCCAUUCACACUCAACAACCAGGGUAUAGCCAGACAAGAUGAAACAAACUUUAUUUUUUGAUGGAUUACAGUAGGUGAUAUUACUGAAGAUUACUUGGCUUUCAACCUACAAGACUCUUACUAUUUAAAUAUGGAGGAAUAUUAUGUGAAUAUACAUAUCAAGAACUUUUGGGGUUUUGAAAAAAAUGAAUUGUACAUAUAUCAAAUGAACUUAAGAAACAAACAAACAAAAACAACAAAAAAAAAACAAAAACCCAACUGUUUGCAAUUGCUUGAAGCAGUUGUCCUGAAUGAUACUUUUUCAUUCACAUUCAAGUAUUAAUUUUUUGAAGAUUUAAGUUACGUAAUGGAAUUAGGCAUGUGCAACACAAACAGGAAAGAACUAUGACUGAAAUUUAAGAUACCUAUAAAUAUGCACAAGGGACACACUAAUGGAAUGUCAGAUAAUUUUCACCAAUUUUUAUUUGGACCUGUUUUAUUGUGUAGACCAUAUUUACAUAUUUGAAUAAGUACACAAAGCACCAAUGCUGUUAAGGCCUUAGAAGGGGGCUCAUGCUGAAAUCUGCCAGUCAGACAAAGAAGUUUUACAGCCUGGCAGGUACAACAUUAUCACAUAAGUGCUGUCAGUAUAAAAGUUGUGGGAAUAAAGGAAACUGGAUAUUUUUAGCACGAUGUGCAUGAUAAUUUAUAUGCUUGGUGGCUGUGCUGCUGAUUAAGCCGUAAUUAAAAUUCUUCUCAUCCCAUUGGAGUUUUUAAUAGAAGCUUUCUCCAUCAAUUGGCACAACCUAAAGAAGAUUUUUAAAGGGGGAAAAGUAAUUAUAGUAAAAUAUAUCACAGUAGCUUCAGUAAUAAAAGGAAUUGCAACAAUUCUUAAAGGUAUUUGAUGAUAUUCUAGGUAUACAGUGGUGAACAUUCGCUGAUAUGACUCCCAGAAAAGAAUUCCGUGUUGUUCGUGUUCUUUUUCUUUUCCACCUAAAUAAUUGCGAACUUUAACAUAACUGUAACUUUAAUGGAAUCUCCUUUGAUGAAGUAUUUAUAAUUUGCUGUUACAAUAUAUUUAUUCAGUUCAAAUUGGUAAGGUAAAGUGUGUCCAAAGAUGUAAUUGCAAUGAUAUUUUGCAGUAUGAGGAUGCCCCAAUAUUACCACUCUGAUCACAGUUCUCAGUUUAUUGUUUAAACUCAUGUUGCAUGUGACAAAGUUUACUUACAAUACUUCAAUAUAAAGUUCGUUCCCUUUUUGCUAUACAUUAGCUUUGCCAUUCAAAUGAAUUCACUAGACAGGAUUGCAACGGUGUAGAUAAAGAGGGUAUAUAGGGACAAGGAGAGAGCCAACAACUGGAAAUUUUAAAAUCUGAAUACUAUAUAUGUUUGUGUGAUUUUAAAUGAAUGUUCUAAAAAUCACAAAAAUUUUUCAUUCCCCUGUUGCUUUCCAGUAAUUAUAUAUGAUGGUCCUUUCAAAAUGUUUGUAUAUGUAAUCAGAUGUACAUUUAUAUAAAAGAAAUAAUUGAGAUGGACUUAAGAGCACAUCCCUGAUAAAUACUUUCUCUCUUACCUGUACUAUAUUUCUAUUAGACUAAAGUUAUGUGAUUUUUUUUUACAUUUUUUCAAAUUACUAGCAAUUUUGAUAGUUUGUAAGAUAAUGCAAAGAACUUUCUCUGACAAACUAACUGCAGUAACAGAAACAUUUCUUUUCAGUUACUCUUUUUCAAGAAUGAAAGCUUAUUACACACAAAAAAUUGUAUACUACUUGAUGGAAAAUUACUUUGUACUUCUUGGCCAUAUUACUGGUCACUGAGUGAAAUAAAGAUAAUCUGGAUAACGAAUAUUAUUCCAAUGCUAAGAGACCUGAUCUUUGCUCAUUAAAGAGCUAAAAUGUU